UACUUGGAAAUUUUGGUAAUAUUUGUUGCGUUGUAGCAGCUGUCAGGCUGCGUCGCAUUCCUGUCUUCGACUGCUGCAUGUGAAUAUGUGUUUUUAUAAUAGUUAUAAAUUGACAAUGGAGGGACCCAAUAGAUCAGGCUAUCAAUUUGUGACGCAGCUGGUGCGCAUCGGCAUCGUGGCCGUCGUCACCUACUACUGCGCCACGUGGAUAAUCAGCUCCGUGGAUCCGACCAGCAAGGCCAAAAAGAAGGCCAAACGGCUGGCCCAGAUCCAGCUGAAGAAACUGAACGAGAUGAGCGGGCAGGGCAAUAAGCUGAAGCUGAGCGAUUUCAACAGCUAUGAACUGAUGAUAGCCUCACAUCUGAUUGCUCCCGCCGAUAUCGAUGUCAGUUGGUCGGACAUUGCCGGCUUGGACUCGGUCAUCCAGGAGCUGCGCGAGUCUGUGGUGCUGCCCGUGCGGCACAGGGAUCUCUUUCAGCGCUCGCAGCUGUGGCGACCUCCCAAGGGUGUUCUGCUCUAUGGCCCGCCCGGCUGUGGCAAGACGUUGAUUGCCAAGGCCAUGGCCAAGGAGGCGGGCAUGCGUUUCAUCAAUCUGGACGUGGCGCUGCUCACCGACAAAUGGUAUGGGGAGUCGCAAAAAUUGGCAGCCGCCGUCUUUACGCUGGCCCACAAGCUGCAGCCCUGCAUUAUAUUCAUCGAUGAGAUUGAAUCAUUUCUGCGCAUGCGCGCCACCGCCGAUCACGAGGCGACGGCCAUGAUGAAGACCCAGUUCAUGAUGCUGUGGGACGGUUUGCUAAGCAGCUCCAACUGUUCGGUCCUGGUGCUGGGCGCUACGAACCGGCCGCAGGAUCUGGAUAAGGCCAUUCUGCGACGCAUGGCCACGCAAUUUCACAUUGGGCCACCGCUGGAGCGUCAGCGCUUGGCCAUACUCCAGGUGAUAUUGCAGCAGGAGCAGCUGCAUCCCACCGUCGACCUGAAGCGCCUGGCCAACCUGACGCCCGGCUAUUCGGGCUCGGACUUGCGGGAGCUGUGCCGCCACGCCAGCAUCUAUCGCAUGCGGCAAUAUAUGCGGGACCUGAUGAUCAAGGAGGGCAGCUGCGUCAUCGAUGCGAAUGCGGUGGACGAAAACGAGCUGGUCAUUAGCAUGGACGACCUAUUGAAGUCCUUGGUCAACAUGAACAUGUCCAAGCUGCAAACGGGCAGCACCUAUUUGACUAAGAAUAUCGAUCUGGACUAGCAUAUAUGUAUUUAUAUAUAUUUCUAUAUCUGCAUAGUUGUGGGGACAAAAGUAUAUAUAUGUA
Drosophila navojoa is the source of this 1301-nucleotide messenger RNA. RefSeq names its product outer mitochondrial transmembrane helix translocase. Gene Ontology annotation, cellular component: mitochondrial outer membrane. Lineage: Eukaryota; Metazoa; Arthropoda; Insecta; Diptera; Drosophilidae. Gene Ontology annotation, biological process: extraction of mislocalized protein from mitochondrial outer membrane. Gene Ontology annotation, molecular function: ATP binding; ATP hydrolysis activity. The record is from RefSeq and is a predicted model, not a curated record.